Linum trigynum is the source of this 1050-nucleotide messenger RNA. NCBI's taxonomy places the organism in Eukaryota, Viridiplantae, Streptophyta, Magnoliopsida, Malpighiales, Linaceae. The record is from the annotation of a GenBank genome assembly.
AUGGCAGACUCAUGGGAUGAAUUGGCAGGCGAAAAUGACCCAAAUCAGAUUGCGCAUGAUGAGGCUUUGCUAGGCACAAACAAUAUUGGAGUUGCAUCCAUUGCUCCUGAUAUCUAUCAUGUUUAUGACUCUGAUGAUGCAAUGACAUCAGAUGAUGAAUAUCACGAGGCUAGAGCUAAUCUACGUGCAUAUGGUGAAGGGAGGAAAAGGAGAGUGAUUACAAGAGUGGCUGGUGGUGGUGAAGAGGUAGACCAACUUGAGAAAUUCGAAGAAGAUGACUCUGACAACGGGGAGGAGGAAGGAGAAGAUGAUGAGCCAUCUGAACAACCUCAGCCACCUCAAGAAGGUAAUGGGGAGGGCUCUCAGCAUUCGAACUACACGUUGUCAGAAGACUCAGAUCAUGUAAGGGGCAACUUGUCAAAUGAGGAGGGUGAUGAGUUGCAUGAUGAUUCACCACGGUAUGAUCCACUCUGCAACCACAAGACACUCCCGUUUGUGUGUAAAAUGAAAUUCUAUGGGGUAGAGCAGUUCAAAGAUGGUGUUGUGAGACAUGUUGUAGCACAUGGUGCAUGUCUGAGAUGGAUUCGGAGCAACCCUACGAGGAGAGAGGUGAAGUGUAAGGAUGACAACUGUCCAUGGAAGUUGUAUGCAAGCUGGUUCAGGAAGGAUAAAUGCUUCAUGAUAAGGAAAGUGGGGCUGCCACACUCAUGUGCAAGGCGUCUCUCGGUUAACCAAGUCACAACAAAGUGGAUAGCCUCAGAUAUGUUAGAGACAUUCAGAAUUAACGCAGAGUGGGCUCCGGAACAGAUUAUGGCUGAGGUGAAGUUAAAGCACAACAUGGAGGUGAAGAUGAGAACUUGCUACAAAGCUAAAUUAGAGGCUAAUAAGAUAUUAAGUGGCUUCUUGAGUGAUGAGUAUAACGUGAUUAUGAGGUAUGUUGCUGAGCUGAAGAAGAGAGAUAGGGAAGGUCGUUUCCAGCUGGAAGUAGAUCCGCACCCAGACGAGGAUAAUUGCUUAUUCAAGCGUUUAUAUGUUGGUUUUUCCUGCUAG